Molecule: messenger RNA, 2154 nt
Organism: Cloeon dipterum
Lineage: Eukaryota; Metazoa; Arthropoda; Insecta; Ephemeroptera; Baetidae
Exons: 10
Coding region: 196-2004 (602 amino acids)
Source: RefSeq, a predicted model, not a curated record
CCGUUCUGUUGACAUUUGCCAGCGAAGACAGCUGUUCACACUCAGCCGAUGUAAAUAUCUACGUGAAGAAUAGGCGAAAGUUCGACCCGCCGGCUCCUCCAGCGUCAUCAAUGGUCCACAAACGGUGGAUCAUGAUCCUGUGAUGCUGCAUGGCGCUUGGAAAACGCAGGAAAAGUAGUAUUUCCACCAGAAAAGAUGGAGUUCGCCGAGUGGUUUCGUCGGCUCAAACGUAGUCUAGACAACUAUUUCACCUACCGACGAACUUUUAUAUUUGUACUGGUCGUAUGCGGCUUGAUACUUUAUUCUUUGCCUGAAGUUCUCAGACGAUUUGCCUACACAGAAGAAGAAGAUGUGGCAAUGACCUGCCUGAAGGACAGGUUGACCCCGUUCAGCCUGGACCUGGCCGAGUUGAACGCCCACGUACAGCAUUCGCCUCUAAGAGAAGGUGAAAAGGCGUUCGCGCCAUUCACGGGCAAUGGCCACUUUGGCCUAGAGACCGGCACUGACAGCAAUAUCCAUAUCAAAAAUGGAAGGACGCUUUCCCUGCCCAUCAAGUGUCAGCCGGUGGUUGAAACCCGAUUGUCCUCUGAGGAGUGGACAGAGGCGUCAGUCAUUCAGUUCGUCACAGGCACGGUUCACAAGCUGCAGUGCUCAAGCGUCGGAGUUCACGCGACGCAUCAGUUCUACGCGCACCGCAGUUCCUCGUCAGUUCUGGUGCAGGCGGUGCAGCUGACGAACCCCAGCGACUCGCCGGUGACGGUGGCGCUGCACCAGAAGGGCGUGCGCCACUGGACGGCGGCCGACGUGCGCAAAAUGAGCCUGCCGUUGAGCUCGAAGAAGAGUCAGAGCUUCACGGUCGCCACGGCCAUGGUGGACGUGCCCAGGUCUAGCCUCGACCACGUAGUAGCCGUCGCGGUCGUGCUGCAGGCAGUGCCUGAGCAGGUGCAGCUCAAUGCCCGCUCCUCCACCACCUUUGAGUUUCUCACUGCCGUCAACUACUCGGAGCCGGUGCCUCGCUCUGAGUAUUUGGAGAAGAAAAGAGAAGCGGAGCAGAGAGCUAUUGAGGCGAUGAAACAGGCGCAGUCUUACCGGUCGCGGCUGUACGAGACGCACUCGUCGUCGUGGCGCCAGUUGUGGAGCACAGGCUUCAGCAUCAGCCAGUCACUGGCUGCCGACGCGGUCAACGGUGACCAGAUCAACGCCACCACCUACUACGUCCUUUCGCACACUCCGUACAUUCCAGUUCAGCAGCGGGCCGAGCUGCAAAGAGCGCUCCUCUACUCGGAGGGCUGUUAUGGCGGCCUGCACACUUUACAAGCUCAGAAUCUGUGGACGCCGCUGACUACCAUCACUGAGGUGGAAAAUGCCGUCUCCUUGUGGCUGUUAACCCUCGAAAAGCAGGGUUGCCACAAUUUGCUGAAAGCUGGAGCCAGCGGCGUCGCAGAAGCGAUGGUUUUGAGCUUUGGAGGCCUUAGGUUCAGCAACCAGCACUUGGAAUUCAACAUCCACCCCAAGUAUCUCCACAGAGACUUCUUAUUCAGGCGUGUCAGCUACGGCAACCUGACGCACGUCAACAUCAGCGUGGUGGUGCAGGACGACAACAAAGCCGUGAUUUUGGUCUCGCUGGACAGAAGUGACAAGAAUUAUUACGCGUGCGACGCAGGCUGCCUCGACACGCCCGUGCAGUUGGGACCUGAGUACAAGACGUUCCCUGUGAAACUAACUGAGCCGCUCACAUCCAUUCUUUACAUCACUUACGACAAGCAACACAUGGAAGAGCUCCGCCACACCAUCCAUGUCCAGGAGAUCAAUGAAGCUCCUGCCCAUGAGCACCACAUCAUCGCGUUGCACAAGCACGGCCAUCACCUGGGCGGUCUGCCGACCCUCUUCUGGGUGUCAAUUUGCUUCCUGAUCCUCGUGUUCCACAUGUUUUUGAUUAAGCUGAUUUAUAACGAGUACUGUGGACCGCAGGAUCGAUACCGAGUCCGGUAUAACAAGCUUUGAGCUGUUUCUUUUGACUGGUCAAAAUUUUGCAGAUAUAAAGAACGUCACUAUUAAACAAUCUGUGAGUCUUGUGAAGUGGUAAUAAUCUGUAAGACUUAUUUAGUUGUAAAUAUCUUGUAAGCAAUAAAUGAUAAUUAUGUUACUUUAAAA